Messenger RNA from Saccostrea cuccullata (small rock oyster), 1181 nucleotides. Its product is annotated as visinin-like protein 1. The transcript is spliced from 3 exons. The record is from RefSeq and is a predicted model, not a curated record. Gene Ontology annotation, molecular function: calcium ion binding. Bases 236 to 805 code for a protein of 189 amino acids. NCBI's taxonomy places the organism in Eukaryota, Metazoa, Mollusca, Bivalvia, Ostreida, Ostreidae.
CGUAGGUUUCCCUAAGAGAGAAAAUGUAUUUAAACAACAAGUCUCACAAAUAUUUACAAAAGUCGUAUCCAGGUUAAUUCUGUGAACAUCUUUGUUUGCACAAGAACCGGUAGUUUUUUCAAAGAUCCGACACCUCACAUGCAAGCGAUCGAAACCUUAGUAUUUUGUGUCUUUCAAGAAACAGAAUAUAACGACGCAGCCAUUGGGUUUUAACUAACAGUUCCUUGGUCAAGCAAUGGGUCAGAACAACAGCCAAGACAAAGAGGGGGAACGAGAAUUAAUGCGGCGUCACAAAAUUAAUAAAAGCGAAUUGGAAUCUUUGAGAAAAUUGUUCCGUGAACGAUGUGGUGGAAAAUAUAAAGCACUGACAAAAACGAAAUUCCGAGAGGUUUACAACGAGUUGUUUCCCGGAAAAUCUACUCAGUAUGCGGACGAGAUGUUCCGACUGUUCGACAUGGAUGGAAACGGACAGGUGGAUUUUGUGGAAUUUGUAAGGAACAUUUGUAUGUGUGAUAGUGACGAUAUUGAAGAGAAAAUUGAGAUUGCUUUUGCUUUAUAUGAUAAAGAUAAUAGUAAAACGAUAACACAGGCGGAAGUGAGGAAUAUGUUAGAGGCUUAUACAAAUAUGUUGGGUGUUCCUUUAGAGGGCGGGAAAACAGGAGCCCAAAUUGCCAAAGAAUUCUUCGCAGAAAUGGACGCUGAUGGUGAUAAAUCUGUGACAUUUGAUGAAUUUCAGCACGCAGCAAGACGAAACUCCGCCAUCUUAAGCAUAGUUAACCCUAAACCUCCUAACUGGGGUGACUAGAUUCAAUUUUGUGCCAUGAGUGGGCAGUUCUUGGCGCCACCGAUGUGUUUACUAUGACAGAUUUGAGAACUUUCACGUUUAAACAAACCGUGAGUGUUCGUAGAACAAACACGAGAGUUUAUUUUACGUUAAAGAGUCUUCUUGACCAUUCGCCAUGUCUUUAGAUACUUGUCAUAAGAAAUUUAAUGAACAGUUUUAGGAUAUUUAAGCAGAAAUUCUGUGAGAUAAUUGUGCAUGUAAAAUACUAAAAAAAAUACACUUAUCUAAUUUCUUAUGCAUGUCAAGGACUAGUACAGUGUCAUUAUGAUUUUACAGGGCAUAAGCAUGAUUUCUCCUUAAUUAUUUGUUUUACUGUUAACAUUUUUGUCUUUACAAU